This is a messenger RNA of Kluyveromyces lactis, 894 nucleotides long. Its product is annotated as NAD(P)/FAD-dependent oxidoreductase. The record is from RefSeq and is a predicted model, not a curated record. Gene Ontology annotation, molecular function: oxidoreductase activity. Bases 1 to 894 code for a protein of 297 amino acids. The transcript has a single exon. Lineage: Eukaryota; Fungi; Ascomycota; Saccharomycetes; Saccharomycetales; Saccharomycetaceae.
AUGAGCAAGGAGAUUAAUGAUUUGGUAAUCAUUGGAGGCAGUUAUGCCGGCAUGUCAGCAGCACUUCAAUUAGUUCGUGCUAGACGGAAAGUGGUGAUCAUCGAUGAAGGUAUAAGAAGAAACAGAUUUGCAAAAGAGUCGCAUGGAUUCUUGGGCAGUGACGGUGCGAGCCCUAAUGAGAUAGCAGCUACAGCACGUGGACAAUUGUUGAAAUACCCAACAUUACAAUGGAUCGAUGGCCGUGCUAUUAGUGUUGAAGGAACGAAAGACAAUUUCGUCAUCACCACUGCAGAUAAGCAGGAAUACCGUGCUUCCAGGAUCUUGCUAGCAACUGGCAUCCAAGACUGCUUGUCGGAUAUCGAAGGGCUCGAGGAAAGAUGGGGUAAGUCUGUUUUUCAUUGCCCAUACUGCCACGGGUACGAAUUGAAUCAGGGAAACAUUGCAGUAAUUGCCACGUCUCCGAUGUCAAUUCACCAAGGGUUGUUGUUGCCAGAGUGGGGCACAAUAACAUUCUAUACCAAUGGUACCAAGUUCGGAGAUGAUAUGCUCAAUGCGUUGGAAUCGAAAUCUAUGAACGUUGUCCACGGUAUCGUUCAGAAAAUUGAAAAUGAGGCAGACGUUAUCCUGGAAGACGGUUCAAAAGAAUCAUUCACUGGGAUCUUUGUUUCCACUACCGUUAAACCGACCGCUGAUGAGUUAAUCAAUCAUUUAGGCUGUGAUAUGUUAACGAACCCCUUGGGAUCUAUCGUGAAGACGGAUGAGAAGAAGCAAUCAUCAAAACCGGGGGUUUACGCAUGCGGUGACGUUGGUGUAUUUCCGAGCACCGUUGCCUUAGCAGUAGGUGACGGUACACUAGCAGGAUUCAACAUUCACCGCUGCUUAUUGGGGAUGUGA